Molecule: messenger RNA, 965 nt
Organism: Anas platyrhynchos (mallard)
Lineage: Eukaryota; Metazoa; Chordata; Aves; Anseriformes; Anatidae
Source: RefSeq, a predicted model, not a curated record
AGCGCCGGGCGGGGGGGGGGGAAAGAACUACAAUCCCCAGCAUGCCUCGCGGGGUAAAGGGCCUGGCGCAUGCGCACUGCGCGUAGGGAGAGCAGCGGCGAGGGGCUGAUGGCGGAGGUGUUUGCAAACAGCCGGGGAGCCGCGGCGCGCGGGCCACAGGUGUACCUGCUGGAGUUGGCCAGGGCUCAGAAGCAUGCAGAAAACGCCCAAGAGGAACAAGCAGCCCUUGCCCUGCGGGGAGCCGGCCAGCCUUCCUCCUGACAAGAGGAAAAGGGAAAGCCCCGAGGACUUCGUAGCCCUUCUGCCCCCCGAGGUCAGCUUGCAGAUCUUUGGUGAGCUUGAUAUCCGCAGCCUGUGCAACGCCGCAAUGACAUGCAGGAGCUGGAAUCACGCCAUUGACAAUAAUGACUGCUUGUGGAAAAAUCACUGCUUGACUGUGCGAGCUGUCUGUCAGCGAGAGAUCGAUUGCGAUCGAGGCAAUGGAUACUCGUGGAAGAUCACAUUACUAAGAAACUACUGGAAAAGCAAAGUAAAGCAAGAAUGGCUGAGUGGGAAAUACAGUAACAUUCACUCGCAAAACAACUUGCCAGAGAAAAGCAUGUAUCCGAUGGAUGUUGACACAUGGGGAGAAAUCCUGGAAGCAGAACUAGAGAGAUGAGAAACCAGUACAGCUUCUUGCAACUCAAGAACCUUACGUCAACAGCUCAUGGACAGCCAAACUGUAAAUAUUUUGACAUUUAGAUUAGUUGUGUUUGCAAGCAUGUGAUGAAAACUCUGAAGAAAAAGAGAGAUACUUUUAUUUGCACUUUAUUAGACUGAGUGAUACAAAAAGUAAAAUUCGAAAUAAGACUAAGUAUUCAGUCGUAAUUUUAUGUUUGUAAAUUUUAUAUUCUGCUGUAUUGUUGAAAAUGUUGAAUGUACUUUCAGUUUGCACUUCUUUUGGAAAAAAACGUUUUUUAAAAAAA